This is a messenger RNA of Chaetomium globosum CBS 148.51, 1206 nucleotides long. RefSeq lists its product as uncharacterized. The transcript has 6 exons. The record is from RefSeq and is a predicted model, not a curated record. Gene Ontology annotation, biological process: regulation of DNA-templated transcription; DNA-templated transcription. Gene Ontology annotation, cellular component: nucleus. Gene Ontology annotation, molecular function: transcription cis-regulatory region binding; zinc ion binding; DNA-binding transcription factor activity, RNA polymerase II-specific. The coding region runs from base 1 to 1206 and encodes 401 amino acids. NCBI's taxonomy places the organism in Eukaryota, Fungi, Ascomycota, Sordariomycetes, Sordariales, Chaetomiaceae.
AUGAUACCAUUCCCAAGCGGACAGGGCGGCCGGGAGAUCUGCUCCGCGGCCCCGGAAAUCAAUGUCGCCGGCGAUGGUAUUCGCGCUGCGCUGCACAGAAGCAACCGUGUAGCUACCCGUCCGCCUCCAAUCGUGGGCGUAAGCCAGGAAGCACCAAGUCCGCCCACCCAGCCCGGUGCUCUGAACGAUUUGAUAUCGCGCGUCUCCGAAUCUGCUACGGCAGAGAACGUUUCUUUGCCCGACGGCCCUUGUUCUCCACGCUGCAGCCAUGCUUCCGAGCCCAAAGCCCAACCGUCCACUGUGUCUCCUCUUGACAUCCUCGCAUCUGCCGUCGCAGCUGUCAGUGGAGUCAGCGAUAUUGAUUCAGCUCCGCAAAUCCUCGCAUCACCGUCGCAAUCUGCUCUAUAUUCUUGUGGUGACCUUGUCGGAUCUUCGGUUAGCCCAGCUUCCGCCGACUGUCCAUUUGCUGGAUACUUUGGACCCCAAAGUCCCAAGUUGCAGAAGGACUGGCAGGUUUUAUCCCUUCAGUCCGUCGAGAGCAUAUUCAAGCUGGAAUCGAGCGCUUGCGAUCCCGUGUCUGCUCGCCUGAUUGACGAGGCUGACGUCAACUAUCUAUUUAAUCUCUUCUUUACAGUUCGUAACCCCCUCUUGGGGUUGCUAGAUCCAGAACUUCACACCCCCGAAUACGUUUAUGCUUCUUCCUUUACGCUUUUCUCCGCCAUAUGCUGCUUGGGCUGCGCCGUUUCGUCGCGGCCUCGAGAUCGAGUCAUACAUGCAGCGUUGUUGUCGUUGGCCGACGCGAACAUGAAAUGGUCCAUUGCCGUUUCGGUAAGAGGCGUGGAGAUCAUUCAAGCUAUCGUCCUAAUGCAAUACUGGGCACCCAUGCGCACGAGACAUUCCAGCGACCCUUCCUCACUGCAUCUCAGCCAUGCUGCCCAGCUAGCAAGAGAGUUAGCUAUCUACGACCCUGACCGUGUCGACGAUUACCUCGCCGCGUCCAUUCCCACGGCGGCUGAUGACCUAAAGGAACGCCUCCGCCGCAACUUCGAGCGGACCUGGCUCUGCAUCUUCAUCGCCGAUCAGAGCUUUGGGGUUGUCAACGGACGCCGGCUGGGCGUCUCUUGGAACGAAAUACCGCCUGGCGCGUUCCACUGGUGGCAGAAACCCAUGACGAACCCCCUUACCGUCGCAUGCUGGCCUCCAUGA